This is a messenger RNA of Oppiella nova, 474 nucleotides long. The record is from the annotation of a GenBank genome assembly. NCBI's taxonomy places the organism in Eukaryota, Metazoa, Arthropoda, Arachnida, Sarcoptiformes, Oppiidae.
CAAAUAAAAUUUAUAAGCAUAAUUCAAACAAUGUUGAAAGUAGUGUGCCUGACACUUUUCAUUGCCGCUGUUUCAGCCGGCAUUCCUUAUAAGGAUUGUGCCCACUCGGAGGUGAUAGACGUAGCCAUCAGCGGCUGUACUACCAGUCCCUGCACUCUCCAUAAGGGAAAGGAAGUUCAGAUUGACAUUCAAUACAAAGCCAACCAGGACACUACCAAGGCUACCUGGACCCUGCACGCCAUACUGGCCGGUGGUCUAGACCUGGACCUGUCAACACUGAUCCCUGGCUUUGAUAAGGACGGCUGUCACGACACUCCCUGUCCCGUCAAAAAGGGAGAGACAAAGAAGUUCUCGUAUAAACUGACUAUACCUGAGGCCACCCCUACACCCAUUGAGGCUGAUGUCAAGGCCCGGCUUAUCGGCGAUUCCGGUGACCUAUUCUGCGGUACCGUUCACGGAAAUAUUGUCGACUAA